Molecule: messenger RNA, 1965 nt
Organism: Penicillium salamii
Lineage: Eukaryota; Fungi; Ascomycota; Eurotiomycetes; Eurotiales; Aspergillaceae
Source: the annotation of a GenBank genome assembly
AUGCAUCUUGCUACCCUGCUUCUUGGGCCGCUUGCGGUUGCCGCGUCUUCGGUGCCGUACGAGCAGUACAUCUUAGCCCCGAAGACGAGAAAUUUAGUUCCAGCCUCCGUUCACAACGUGAAUGGCUCAGUGACCAACGCCGUCUCCCUGACUCGCUCUUCAGGGAAUGCCACUUUCCACGGAGUUUCCUCCGUCACAUAUGAUUUUGGAAUCAAUGUUGCUGGCUUAGUCUCCUUGGAUGUCGGAAGUGCUUCCUCUUCCUCUGCUUUCUUGGGAGUCACCUUCUCAGAAUCAAGCUUGUGGAUCAACGAACAAGCCAGCGAUGCCACUGGAGACACUGGUCUGGAUAUGCCUCUGUGGUUCCCAGUGGGUAAGGGGGCAGGGAAAUACACACCUGAAGAGAAGCACAUUCGCGGUGGAUUUAGAUAUCUCACGGUAGUGAGCAACACGACUGCCACUGUUCAGAUCCGUGGUGUUCGGGUCAACUACACUGCUGCCCCUGAUCAAGACCUCCGUGCUUACACUGGUUACUUCCAUUCGGACGAUGAAUUGAUCAACAAGAUCUGGUAUGCGGGUGCGUACACCAACCAAAUCUGCACGAUUAACCCGAAGCAUGGCAAUUCGCUUGUGCAUUUGUCGGAUGACAGCUCAAAGGAAAUCGAAUUGCCGGACACCGCCACCUGGUGGAACAACUACACGAUUACCAAUGGCAGCAGCACAAUUACUGACGGCGCAAAGCGUGAUCGUCUGGUCUGGCCUGGUGACAUGUCGAUUGCUCUAGAGGCCAUUGCUGUCAGUACUGGCGACUUGUACAGUGUUCGAACCGCCCUGGAGUCUCUAUUUGUCCUGCAAAAAGCCAAUGGCCAGCUUCCCUACGCUGGGAAGCCAUUCCUAGAUCUCACGAGCUACACUUAUCACCUGCACAGCCUGGUUGGUGCUUCGUAUCUGUAUCGCUUCUCGGGUGACAAGGAAUGGCUUUCGCAACACUGGUCUCAGUAUAAGCGAGGCGUACAGUGGGCUGUCUCGAGCGUGGACAGCACUGGUCUAGCCAAUAUCACUGCUAGCAGCGACUGGUUGCGUUUUGGAAUGGGAGGCCACAACAUUGAAGCCAACGCCAUUUUGUAUUAUGUUCUUCAAGAUGCUCAAAUACUUGCAAGCGAGCUCCAGGACACAUCGUCCGCUGCGCGAUGGAAGCACAUCGCAGGCAAUAUCAAGAUUGCCGCCAAUGAAAAGCUAUGGGACGACAAGAACGGACUUUACGUCGACAAUCAGACAACAACUCUUCACCCCCAGGAUGGGAACGCAUGGGCUAUCAAAGCAAACCUGACAAAUUCAACGAGACAAAGCACCAUUGUGUCCAACGCCCUGAAGGCACGAUGGGGCACGUACGGAGCACCCGCCCCAGAGGCUGGUAAAACCGUAUCCCCAUUCAUCGGUGGCUUUGAGCUUCAAGCACACUUCCUCGCCAAUCAACCCAACUCGGCUUUGGACUUGAUCCGUCUGCAGUGGGGUUUCAUGUUGAACGAUCCCCGAAUGACCCAGUCGACUUUCAUUGAGGGCUAUUCCACAGAUGGGUCUCUGCAUUACGCGCCUUAUGCCAACGACCCUCGUGUAUCUCAUGCGCAUGGAUGGUCCACGGGUCCGACCUAUGCGCUGACGGCAUAUGCGGCAGGCAUCCAACUCACUGGAGCUGGUGGCUCAACGUGGAGGCUUGCACCACAGCCAGGGAACCUUACCUCUGUCGAUGCGGGCUUUUCAACCACACUUGGAAAUUUCUCGACGAAAUUCCGCAAAUCUGGUGGGAGUUUCGUUCAAUUUUCUUUCGUCGCCCCUCUGAACACCACUGGAAGUGUAUCCUUGCCGGGUACCAAGGGCACUUUGGUGUCUCGGAGUGGUAAACGCGUCGUGCUAUCUCAUGGCUCAGCCACGGGGCUGAGCGGAGGUCGUUGGGAUCUCCGCGUUUAA